AUGUCCAAGCUUCUCGCCUUGACCAAGGUGCUGCCUGUCCUCGCGGUGGGUUCCUUGGCCGUCGACUACCCCACCAUCCCCAAGGACAAGACCACCCCUUACCAACAGCGACUGGCAAUCUAUGGACCCAACGCUGUCUCCGUCGCAUGGAACACCUAUGAGCAGCUGAACCAGAGCUGUGUCGAGUAUGGCACCUCAAGCAGCAACCUGGACUCCAAGGCCUGCUCGACCAAGUCGACCACCUACUCAACCUCGAGGACCUGGUCUAACGUCGCCUACCUGACCGACCUCACCCCGGCCACCACCUACUACUACAAGAUUGUGUCCGACAACUCCACCGUGGGGCAAUUCCUCAGCCCGCGCACACCCGGUGACACGACCCCUUUCAGCAUGGACGUCAUUAUUGACCUGGGUGUCUACGGCACCGACGGUUACACGCUCUCCUCGCGCAAGGCAAAGAAGUCCGACAUUCCCCAGGUCGAGCCCGAUCUGAACCACACCACCAUUGGCCGCCUGGCUGAUACCAUCGACGACUACGAGCUGGUCAUUCAUCCGGGUGAUUUUGCAUACGCCGAUGACUGGUACGAGGAUGUUGGGAACUGGCUGGACGGCUCCGAUGCCUACCAGUCCAUUCUGGAGCGCUUCUAUGACCAGCUGGCUCCCAUCUCCGGUAGCCGACUGUACAUGCCGGGACCAGGCAACCACGAGGCCGACUGCAGCGAGAUUCCCUAUCUGAACGCCCUCUGCCCCGAGGGUCAGAAGAAUUUUACCGACUUCCUGCACCGCUUCGAUGCCACCGUUCCCAGCGCUUUCGCUUCUCAGUCCACCAACACCACCGCCCAGGCACUCGCCGAGAAGGCGCGCAGUCUGGCCGUCCCACCCUUCUGGUACUCUUUCGAGUAUGGCAUGGUUCACGUCACCAUGAUCGACACCGAGACUGACUUCAAGGAGGCUCCCGACGGCACUGAUGGCUCGGCAGAUCUUGACUCGGGCCCGUUCGGCUUCAAGAACGAGCAGCUGGAAUUUCUCGAAGCCGACCUGGCCAGCGUCGACCGCACCGUGACCCCCUGGGUGGUGGUGGCCGGUCAUCGCCCCUGGUACACCACCGGCAGCGGCAACGCCUGCGAUGUCUGCCAGGAGGCCUUCGAGGACAUCUUCUACAAGUACGGCGUCGACCUAGGCGUUUUUGGUCACGUCCACAACUCGCAGCGCUUCCAGCCCGUGGUCAAUGACACUGCCGACCCGAAUGGCCUAAACAACCCCAAGGCGCCCAUGUACAUUGUCGCAGGUGGUGCCGGCAACAUUGAGGGCCUGAGUUCCGUGGGUACAGAGCCCUCCUACACGGCCUUUGCCUACGCCGACGACUACAGCUACAGUACUCUGCGCUUCCUCAACUCGACAGCGCUGCAGGUUGACUUUAUCCGCUCCACUACGGGCGAGACACUGGACUCCAGUGUGCUGUACAAAGAUCAUUCCACUCAAUUUGUUGUGCAGUAG
Molecule: messenger RNA, 1497 nt
Organism: Aspergillus niger
Lineage: Eukaryota; Fungi; Ascomycota; Eurotiomycetes; Eurotiales; Aspergillaceae
Exons: 2
Coding region: 1-1497 (498 amino acids)
Molecular function (GO): acid phosphatase activity; metal ion binding
Source: RefSeq, a predicted model, not a curated record